UAAAUUAAUCCGAAUCAAAUCUUAACCAAAUCCGAACACAUUGUGCACAAAGGAUAGAUAACCGGCGGCUUGCUCACUCAUUUUUGUAACGGUACUGCGUGCGGGAGUGUCCAACUGUUGUCGGGCAAGUACUGAGGGAAUGAGGAUGAUGAUAAGCGAGUGACAAGUGGACGAUUUAUACGCAUAGUGGAUAAUGUAGGUCGGAUUAAAUUAGUUUGUUUUGGUUAAUUGUAACAUAUUUCUUGUGAAUUGGGGACUCGGAAGUCCAGUGUCUUCUGUGAGAAUUCGUAUUGGAUUUGGAUUUGUGUGCCUGUAAACAAUCUUCUGUGGAAGUUCCAAGCAACGCGAUGGCUGAGGCUGCUGGUGCCGCGAGCACCAACCCCAAUGCGGAGAUCGUCCGUGGUCAGGUGUUCGAAGUAGGCCCAAGAUAUACAAACCUACAGUACAUUGGAGAGGGAGCGUAUGGCAUGGUUGUGUCAGCAUUCGACAAUGUGAAGAAGACAAAAGUCGCCAUCAAAAAGAUUUCGCCAUUUGAACACCAAACCUACUGCCAAAGGACGCUAAGAGAAAUAAAAAUUCUAACUCGGUUUAAGCACGAAAACAUAAUCGACAUUCGGGACAUCUUAAGAGCGGACAGUAUCGAUCAAAUGAAAGAUGUUUACAUCGUACAGUGUUUAAUGGAAACUGACCUCUACAAAUUAUUAAAAACACAGAAAUUAAGUAACGACCACAUCUGUUACUUCCUAUAUCAAAUCCUACGGGGGCUGAAGUACAUCCAUUCGGCUAAUGUCCUCCACAGGGAUCUCAAGCCCUCAAACUUGCUCCUCAACACCACCUGUGAUUUAAAGAUUUGCGACUUCGGCCUGGCCCGGGUGGCGGACCCUGACCAUGACCACACGGGGUUCCUCACGGAGUACGUCGCGACCCGCUGGUACAGGGCCCCCGAGAUCAUGCUCAACUCCAAGGGCUACACCAAAUCAAUUGAUAUCUGGUCGGUGGGUUGCAUCCUGGCGGAGAUGCUGUCCAACAGGCCGAUCUUCCCGGGCAAGCACUACCUGGACCAGCUGAACCACAUCCUGGGCGUGCUCGGCUCGCCAAGCAUCGAGGAUCUAGAUUGCAUCAUCAAUGAAAAGGCCCGUGGCUACCUGGAGUCUUUGCCGUUCAAGCCUCGCGUACCCUGGGCUGAGCUGUUCCCUGGCGCCGACGCCCGCGCCCUGGACCUGCUGCACCGCAUGCUGACCUUCAACCCCCACAAGCGCAUCACGGUGGAAGAGGCUUUGGCACAUCCCUAUCUGGAACAGUACUAUGACCCCAACGAUGAGCCAGUGGCCGAGGAGCCAUUCCGCUUCGCUAUGGAACUGGACGACCUUCCGAAAGAGACGCUGAAGCAGUACAUCUUCGAGGAGACUCUUCUGUUCCGGCAGCUGAACGAAGACGCGUAGGCCCAUCGCCCCUCCGUCAUACAACAUUGCCCCGCAAAGACUCAGGGGUAAGGCGGGCCCACAUGCAAAUCUCACCCGAAUGUAACCUAUUUUUUUUAUCGAUAAAUUUCAACGCAGCGCCGGCCCUAUGACAAACGAAGUAAGUAGUUAAUAUAGGCACCAAGUUUUGGACGGGCGUCGUAUUGGUAAAGAAAAGUUAAAUCGCUUUUCAAUAUUUUUGUUGCAAGCGAACAUAAUCGAUGAUCAUAAUUUUUGGAUUGGAUGUGUACGCACAAUUGGUAUAAGUUUAGGGUCAGGCGAGGCGGCGCCCGUAUUUGAUCUCGCUCCAUUCUAUAAUCUGCCUCGGCCGGCAAUGCAUGCCAAAUUUUAUCUAAAGUAUUUGACCGUAACUUUGAGCAAUUUAAUGUUAGUGAUCAAGAUAAGGAAAAUCAAAAGUUUGCAUGUGGAGCAUUCAUCAAUCAAAGGUCUAAUUAUAUGAAUUGUAAGUGCGCGUUUUCAAUUUGUCACACGUUCACGAGUUAACUACGAUGUUGUAUUACGUUCAUUAAGUAUUUGACGUUCGGCUCCCCGAGCCAAAGGGAGCCGGUUUGGUAUUAAGUCGUUUAAUAUAAUAUUCCUAUGAUGGGUAAAUUUAAUAUGCUAUUCAGUUGUAUUGAACCGUAGAGCUUUGAAUACACAGAUUGGAUUUCUCUGGGGCUUGCGGAGUAUGCCACGGAGGUUAUUAGGCGCGAUCGAUGAAGUAUCCUUUUCGUGUUCGAAUAUAAUGCAUAAUAAUGGUUCUUUGCAAACGCUGCCAAAUAACAGCCGUAACCUAUGUUAAGGCUAACGUUAAGUUCACUUGAAAAAUGUAAAAAAUAGCUACGUUCGUUUUUUUUUUUCUAAUUAUAAGUGAAAUAGACAAGUUAUCGCAGGUUUUGGAAAAUAUCUAUAAUGAAGACUUGAUUGUGUCAGUUUAGGAAACGGUAUGAAAUUAAAUUAAUGCUUAGACAACAUAGAAUAGAUAGGACUUUUCUGAAAUUUAUAAACGUUAAAACCUAGUCGUACAAUUUCUUGAAGGGUGUAUGAAGAUAGGCGACGGUGGAACUCUGUCGCAUGGGUAUUUUGCAGUAUUACAACGACGGACUCGCGUUCGUGUACGAAGUAGUCACGAUCUCGACGUGCGGUAGUGCGGGACAGUCGCAUCGGGACGGCAAUUUGAGCAUACGAGUUACGUAUCUAAUAAAACAGCAGUUAUGUUCAACUAAUUUGCCAACACAUAUAAUUUUCACACUUAAGAUAAUAGAUUGCUUGUGUGGUUCCGGCUACAAUUUAGCCAUAAUUAGUAUUGGCAAAGAUUAGUGUUGUAACAUAAUCGACAACACAGCGAAGCAUGUCAAACAAGAUGUUUGCUGUAAAUAUUUUUACAUUUUAAAUUAAUGUGUUUUAAAAUGUCACCGAAUAAUAAAUUAAAGCACUUUAUUCAUUAAUUCUGAUGUGAUCUAAUAACGAAUAAAUGUAUUUUCUCGUUUCUGAGUGAGGAUCUUCGUUGAAAAACUCGAUUGUUACGGCAAUUUCUGUGAAUACUCGUCUUCCUUAUUAUUGCAUGUUAGCGCACAAGACUAUUUAAGAAUAGUUCUUCAUAUCAGGUAAUUUAACGGUGUUGUUUUUUUAGUUUGUGCGGUUAAGUGGUUACCGUGACGAGUUUCUCAACGAAGCGGGGCAGGCGGGGCGCGGGGGUGACUGCUCUGACCGUUGUUGCGAUCUAUAUAAUAUGUCUUUAAGAUGUUGUUAGAGAGAUAGUGCCCACGUUUCCAGUGUCAUAUCCAGUGUGGUUCACACUUAUAUUUGGGCGAUCAUGGUCUAUUUCUGUAUUAAGACUUGAAUAACGUUGUUUGUUGAAAUUAAUUAGGGAGCAUAUUAGAAGGUAAACUCGUCAUUCUAAGUAAAAAUAUUAACUGUUUACGCUGCAAACAACUCAUUUAAUUUAAAUCUACGUAUUGUUUAAAUUUAUCGAUAUGUCGAUGUAGAGUAACGGUCAUCACUAAGGUAUAAUAACAACGUAACUUUCGAUUAUUCGUAAGUAUAACAAUGUGUUCCACUUUAUAUUCUAGACAAUACACCAUCGGCAUAUAUGAAUGUAUAAAAAGUGAAACAUCCCAAACUUUAUAUAUAUUUAAUCAUGAAAUUUAUUGAACGUUCAUAAUUUUCAUAAAACGUCUACGGUUGUAAAUUGUUAAUCUGAUGAUAAAUAUAUUGAAUUAAUAUUUCUAUUUGGCAUUAAAAUUAGUGUUAAAAUCAACUGAAUUAUGAAUUCAUAAUCUUACAAUGAAGUUAGCCUAUUUGUAUGUAUUUUUUGUCAUAAAAUUAAAAUAAUAGAAACGUAUGAUUUCUAUUGUUAGAGUUAAUGAUCAAUAUAGUUUAUAAAAAGACAAGAGUAUGUAGGUAUCCACAGUAAUUGUCAUAGAUUUGUGUAUACUAGCGUUAGAUUUGAACGAAAAGAGACAUACAUAUAAACACUCUUAUUUUAACUCCAUAUUAUAAUGUCCUCCGCUGAAACCCGCUUUCUUAAAUUUAGAUCUCGUGAUACAGACAGAAAUGCCAAUCUAAAUCAGUCUUUUUCUUAUCAAAGAUUCUUAUAGAUUGCAUUAUUUACAUGACAUAACCAAAUUGAUCAUUUUGCUUCACAAUAAUACAUAUACGGGGCAAAUUACAAUGUUAUUAUUCCCUUCGUCUCCUUUUACGACAUCGACGUAAUUCUGGAGUGUCAAUAUCCAUACGUUUAUCUAUUAAUAUCUUCUUCCUUUAUGACAAUCUAAUGCUAGCAUAUAUUAAAUCUCUGAAUAAAACGUUCCCAUUAGAUGUUACUUUGUUAAACUAGACAAUUGUUAGCAUUUAUGUUUACAUUGUGAUAAACAUUUUUAUGUGCUUUUGACAAUUUAAAAUUUCUGAAAAUAUUAUAUUGCGACGUUCGACCGUAACAGUGACACAGAAUGAAUUGAAUGUAUACGACAAAUAAAUGAUAAGAAUAUUUGAUUAAUUAAAUGUGAAUAAUUGCAAAAACUUCCGAACAUUAUUUGAAUGUUUAAAUGGAAACAAAUGAAUAUUAAAUUAAUUAGUUCCACGAUAAAGUUGAAAUAUCGCAAAAAAAAUUUACUGAACGAAUAAUCAUGAACGAAAUUUGAAUGAUAUGAAUUAUUAAAAAAAAUGUUACUGCUUGGCUAUAGAGCGAUAAGCGAAUCCAUUAAGAUAUACUCAUCUAAUGGGUCAUAGUUACGGCCGAGCAGCCACCGACGGCUCAAUAUAACUUUAUGGUCUCCAAUAAAAGUGACUCUAGUAAGGCCAGUUGUCUAUGGAAAAUUCUAACAUAUAUUGCAUUUUGACUUUAAUAUAAGGAAAUUAUUUGGAAAAACGUGUACGAUGUACUGAAAAGUGAAGUACUUUUAUUUUUCAUGUACUUGUUAAUUGUUCACUUCUUUCGAGCCCGCACAUAAGUUGGACCAAAAUGGCGGUGAUAUGCUUAUAGCCGACAACUACCCCUAUGCAAACACAAUAUUCACACAUCUGUAAACGUGUAUUUAACACGUUAAACUCAUGUGCGGGCACUGUAUUUAUUUAUGCAUUGGUUAAGCUCUCUAAGCGUAGAGAAAGUAUUACGCACGGCCGACAAAAGUAGUACACAAAUACAUAUAAUCACGUCUAUAUCCCUUGCGGGAUAGACAGAGCCAACAGACUUGAAAAUACUGAUAGGCAGGCCACUCCAUAUAUUAAGACAAACUGCUGAACGUGGCCUUUCAGUUUAUCAAGACUGUUGGCUCUGUCUAUCUGGCAAGGGAUAUAGCAGUGACUAUAUGUAUGAGAUUCAUAUAGUGACAGGUUGCUAGCCCGUCGCCUAAAAGAAUCCCAAGUUUAUAAGCCUAUCCUUUAGUCGCUUUUUACGAUAACAAGAGUAGCUGUUGCCAUAAUUGUUAGUAAUUGUAUUAAUUUUGUUAAUUCAAUAAUUUUAAUGAGAGUCGUAAAUUCCUUUGUGGAAUUCCUUAGAAUAACAGAGCUAUAACUGUGGUUGAAUAAUUGUCUUAAAAUCAUACGGCUCCAAAUACUGUAACCAUUUCAUCUCGACAAGAUGGAAAAGUAACAAUUGCCAAAGGCUAUAACAAAAAAUCUCUUGAUAGCCGAUGAUAUUAUGAUAUAUGGAAAUAAAACGUCUUGAGUGAUUGAAGUACAUAAUUACAUAUACCGCUACUUCAUUGUAGUAGUAGAAGUUAAAUAAAAGAAAAAAUGUCACCUUCCAGAUGUUUCACUUAUUGGCGGGAAACGACUAGAAAUCAACAUGUCACAGUCACAUAUUUCAACUGUAAGGAAUAAGUUUGGAAAAUAAUGAGCAGUUAUUAUUGAGAUUCUUCGCCAAAACUUGUAUUCGAAAAUUUUAAACGAAAACCAUUUUAAACAACAUGAAAAUGUAUGACACCUUACCAUCACGUAUUUAUUGUUAAAAUAUGAGUGUUGCCAUAUUUUCUUAAGUCAUUAUGUACAAAUUGGAUAUUGUAAGAUCAUUUGUUAUCUGUCAACAGUUGAAUAUUACGAAAAUUAAAUCAAAUCAAAAGAGAAAA
Messenger RNA from Amyelois transitella, 6028 nucleotides. RefSeq names its product mitogen-activated protein kinase ERK-A (gene rl). Gene Ontology annotation, biological process: protein phosphorylation; intracellular signal transduction. The record is from RefSeq and is a predicted model, not a curated record. Gene Ontology annotation, molecular function: MAP kinase activity; ATP binding. The transcript is spliced from 8 exons. Gene Ontology annotation, cellular component: nucleus; cytoplasm. NCBI's taxonomy places the organism in Eukaryota, Metazoa, Arthropoda, Insecta, Lepidoptera, Pyralidae. The coding region runs from base 348 to 1442 and encodes 364 amino acids.